UAACGGUUCGCGAAAAAAAAUCAAUUAACACCUCCUCGUUAAUAAUAAUCGUAAGCAAUGAUAUUCCUCUAUUAAUUCUGAGAAAACCAUGGCAGUAUUAUUGUUUACAUCACCGGUCGAUGUUGAACUGAAUUGCUAAAGUCAACAAUGGGAUAUUUUUGAAAAUCCCUUGAGCUAUAUGGGGAAAAUCUCGGAGGAAAAGUUACAUUUAUAAAGAUAUAACUGUGAGCACUCAACGAGCAAAAUCCGCUUACUUUAUAGAACCCACCGAGCCACAAUGUGAAAGCUCCCUAAGUGGUUAUGGCCCUUUGGCUUUUGUAUCCGGUGGAUUUUCACUUCCAUCAGAAUUGUGAGCUGGAGAUUCAUCCGUCAAGGUCAAUCCUCCUAUUUGAUACUCUGGUGUCAUUACCUCUACCAGCAGCCAAUGGAGUAGGUGGCACAAAGCGAUUUGCUGGAAUUAAGUAAUGAUUGACUGAAGUGAACGGUUGGCUACAGCAUCGAGCUGCUGAGAGGGGACACUGAACCACGCCCAGAGACACCAGGGUGAUGGCAGUGCAGGACAUGGAUAUCUGUCUGAAUGUAUCCAGUGGAACCGUCAAUGAUCAAACCUCAAAAGGUUCGAGUAAAAAAUCAAAAUUUUUCAAGCCACACAUUACACGGCUCAGUAAAGCGAAAUUAACUGAUAAUAAUUCGCAAGUGAAAACGAAUGUGAAUGACAGACAGUCGGGAAUUUCGAAUCCACGGAAGAGAAUUAAGCAAAAGUCACUGGCACUGAUUGUUGCACAAAAUCGGAAUAAAGUUAAUCAGUCAAACCCGAAAGUUGAGAAACUUGAAGAGGAAAAUGGGGUUAAGACACGUGAAUUGAAGAGACCAGUUGUUACAUUCGCCAAACCAUCGGAGACUGGGUUGAAAACAAUUCUAGCUAAACCGAGACAAUUAAACAGUUCGGGAAAAUCAUUGGCUGAUAUUUUUGCAAAAUCGAGUAGUGAUGGGACGUCAGGAAAGGGGAAUGAUGAUUCGGGUAAAUCUCUGGCUGAGAUUUUUGCAAAGAAAAAUAAUGCAGGUGAUAAACAGGGAGAUACACAAGUACAUAAAUUGAAAUUUCUGGACCGAGAGAGGGGAAAGAAAAGCAAAAAGUUGAAUCAAGUGAAGGACGUGGCAUCAACUCCAGAUGAAAAACCAAAUAGAACGUUCAGUCACUCUGGAAAAGUCUCUUCCCUAUUCGGAAACAAUCCAGAUGUGCCAACUAUUGGACAAAGGCUAGUUAAACCUGUUCAAGAGACUGUCUUCAGUAAAACAAAGUUCAGUGAUCUUGAGAUUCAUCCGUUCAUGGUCUCCAAUUUGGAACAGAAUAUGAAUAUCAGUAACAUGACGACUGUUCAGCAGAAAGCUAUCCCCGAGAUUUUUACCGGAAAGGAUAUUCUGGUGAGAUCUCAAACAGGCUCUGGAAAAACUCUGGCUUAUGCACUUCCUAUUGUCGAAUUAUUGCAUAAAAUUAGGCCAAAGCUGAAGAGGGACGAUGGAAUAAGAGCAUUAAUUGUUGUGCCUACUAGAGAAUUAGCACUGCAGACUUAUGAAUGUUUUUUGAAACUCAUCAAGCCUUUUACAUGGAUCGUACCUGGUUACUUGGUUGGCGGAGAAAAGCGAAAAGCCGAGAAGGCUAGAUUGAGACGUGGUUGCACAAUAUUAAUCGCAACGCCUGGCAGAUUAUUAGAUCAUAUCAAGCACACGGAAGCCUUGAAACUCACCAAUGUCAAAUGUUUCGUUUUGGAUGAGGCUGAUCGAAUGCUUGACAUGGGAUACGAAAGAGAUAUAUCAGGUAUCGUUUCUGCGUUAAAAGUAAAGGAAUCGGAUAGUGUGUCCUCCAAUUAUGAUCCUCUGAGCAUGCUACGGCAAAAUCGAAAGAUCGUCUUCAACGAUGAUGAUCCCGAAAAGGACGAAAAAUCCGUUGACGAAGAUGAAAUCAAAGAAGCAGAAGAGCCGAAGAGGCAGUAUCAUUCAGAAAGUGAUAGUGAAACGGAAAGCCAAGAGUUUUCCGUUAAAGAAAAAAAACUUUCAGAGAUGCCACAAAAACCUGACGAAUCUCACCAGCAGACCAGCAAAGAGAUCGCAUCUGGUAGACAAACUAUUCUACUAUCAGCAACUUUGACGAAUGCCGUGGAAAAAUUAGCUGGUCUCACCAUGACCAGCCCCACCCUCAUCGACGCUGCUGAAGAAAAUUUACGAAAAGCUGGUGGAAGUCUAACUGAGAUCAAUGAUGACCUCGUGGUGCCUCAAGGUGUUAUACAAAAUUAUAUUGUUACUCCACCAAAAUUACGAAUGGUCACUCUCUGUGCGUACAUUGCUGCGAGAUGUCAGACCCCAGGACAGCACAAGAUUCUCAUUUUCAUGGCUACCCAAGACAUGAUUGAUUUUUACGGAGAAAUAUUGCCCUUGAUAUUGAAAAAACCGACGAAUGACGAGGAUGAGGACUCUGACCCUCUAGUUGACGUUGAAUUUUUCAAACUGCAUGGGAGUAUGUCGCAAAAGGAAAGAACAGAUAUAUUCAAAACGUUCAGACAGGCCCACAGCGGUGUUCUACUCUGUACGGACGUUGCUGCGCGCGGAUUGGACAUGCCGAAAGUCGAUACUGUGGUGCAAUACACUGGCCCAUUAUCGGCAAGAGACUACGUUCACAGAAUUGGUAGAACAGCACGUGCUGGCACCUCAGGGAAUGCAAUAAUAUUCCUCACACCCCCGGAAAUUGAAUUCGUAAGGGCUUUGGAGUCUCGCAGGAUACGAAUCAAGCAGGUGGACAUGAAAGACGUUUUGGACAAAUUGAUUGGUCCAUUCUCCAAGCAUUUGUCUGUCGAAGCGACCGCCACUGAGUUGCAGAAUAGAUUUGAGAAUCUCGUCAUCGAUGAUAAAAAAUUUCACAAUAUGGCCUGUAGAGCGUAUGUCUCCUGGAUGCGGUUCUACUCUAGCUAUCCUCGGGACAUGAGGGAGAUAUUCAACCGUAAAGAUCUUCAUCUCGGUCACUAUGCAAAGAGCUUUGCCCUGCGUGAUCCACCGAAAAGGAUUGGCGGUAUCGGUAAAACACUCCGGGAAAAUAAUCCAUCGAGAGUUGUCCACAACAACAGAUUGUCCAACGAACGAGUGGAAAAAGUGAGGAAGCAACAAUCAGGACAGCCUAGUGGUCACAAGCCAGGCAUGCUGAAGAGAUCUAGAAUACUCAAUGUGUCCGAAUAUGGAGACGGUUUAGAGCCCAUUAAAAAAAUUAGAAAAAAAUAGUAAGGGUGACACAAAGGGUUUUAUCAAAUUUCCGUGGAGAUUCCAAUAAUUCUUGGAAAUGUCUCAUUUUAUUCAGCCGGGUGUGAAUGAGAAAGUGAGGAGAGAGCAUUGAAUAAAGAUGAUGUAUGCGGCGGA
Fopius arisanus is the source of this 3405-nucleotide messenger RNA. Its product is annotated as probable ATP-dependent RNA helicase CG8611. Gene Ontology annotation, molecular function: nucleic acid binding; ATP binding; RNA helicase activity. Gene Ontology annotation, cellular component: nucleus. The coding region runs from base 547 to 3270 and encodes 907 amino acids. Gene Ontology annotation, biological process: ribosome biogenesis. NCBI's taxonomy places the organism in Eukaryota, Metazoa, Arthropoda, Insecta, Hymenoptera, Braconidae. The transcript is spliced from 8 exons. The record is from RefSeq and is a predicted model, not a curated record.